This is a messenger RNA of Cajanus cajan (pigeon pea), 782 nucleotides long. The record is from RefSeq and is a predicted model, not a curated record. NCBI's taxonomy places the organism in Eukaryota, Viridiplantae, Streptophyta, Magnoliopsida, Fabales, Fabaceae.
AUGACAGCCAUACAUAGAGCCCAUAAAUGCUUUCACCCUAUAGAGAAUGAACUCAAAGAUCCUUCCCAAAUGAAGGCAAUAGUGAGGACAUCACUCAUACUAUGCUCAUCUGUGUACGUAGCAACCAGCCUUUUUGGUUUCUUCUUAUUUGGAGACAAGACACUGGAUGAUGUACUAGCCAACUUUGAUGGAGAUCUUGGAGUCCCUUAUGGAUCAUUUCUUACUGAUAUAGUUAGAGUGAGCUAUGGCAUUCACCUUAUCCUUGUGUUCCCUAUUGUGUUUUACUCCCUUCGCCUCAACCUAGAUGUUCUUUUGUUUCCACAUGCCAUUCCUCUUGCCUUUGACACUAGGAGAUUCUACUUGGUCACCACACUUCUCAUGGCUUUCAUUUUUGUUGGAGCCAUUUUUGUUCCCAGCAUCUGGGAUGCCUUCCAAUUCAUUGGUGCCACAGCUGCUGUUUCUGCUGGAUACAUUUUUCCAGCUGCUAUUGCUCUUAGGGAUACUCGUGGGGUUGCAACAAAGAAAGACAAGUUAUUAUCUUGGUUUAUGAUAUUUUUGGCUGUCUCAUGUAGCACUGUAGCCAUCUUUAGUGACUUGUAUACUGUCUACAGUAAUGAACAAGUAGAUGAAAAAUUGAUUUGAUGGUGUUGAGUGUAGGCAGAUGAAUGUUAUGUGUAGUGUUUGGGUUUAAUACGAAAAUUAAACCCAUAAGAGUACUCAGUUAUUACAAUUUUGUUAUAUAAGUUUAGAUUUAUACUUAAUUCUUUUUAUUCGUAAGAAUU